Molecule: messenger RNA, 12406 nt
Organism: Scomber scombrus (Atlantic mackerel)
Lineage: Eukaryota; Metazoa; Chordata; Actinopteri; Scombriformes; Scombridae
Exons: 35
Coding region: 354-11474 (3706 amino acids)
Cellular component (GO): nucleus
Molecular function (GO): RNA binding; zinc ion binding
Source: RefSeq, a predicted model, not a curated record
AACAGGUCGAAGCCAAGUUUGAGCAAGCCAAAGCUAAAGGGACACAGCACAGAUAACGAAAGCUUUGCGUUGCAAUUGGAACGUUGUGCCCCCUCUCCUGCUACAGGGCCCCUAAGAAGCCCCCUUAUUGGAGGGCUCCCUGGGAGCUUGCUCCUGAUUGGCCAGCAGGCUGCCUCCUUGCAACUGCCUCAACUCAAAGCCCAGCUCGCACUCACGCAGAUAAACCACGUUUUCUUUUUUUUCGGUGGCCGAGCUGCUACCUUGACAACCAACAUCUACUCCCUAUCGCAACAUCCCCCUCCCCUACUGCUGCGGCCUUUAAUCUCCUCAACCUUCUGAAGAUUGCGAACACCAUGUCUCAUCCCCUGUAUAACCCCUAUGCUUCUGCAAACCAAAGAUCCACCCAGGGGCAAUAUGGACUCCCUGGUAUACAGGCAGAGAGAGACCCUCUAAGGGCAUCCCCUCAUAUGGGGCCCGGCCCCAGCUCUUCUGGAGCUUCUUCUGGGACUUCCGCCAACUCUGGGGGGAUGCAUCCAUCCAUGGGUCCCCAGUCAAUGAACUACAGGCCUGAACGUGGUAGGCCCACAAUCGAUGAGGACAUAGAGAGGUCCAUAGACAUGCAGAUUAGCAGAGCCAGAGAGGAGGUGAGGCUUCUCAGCACACCAAUGCAUCAGCCUACAGGUCAGGGCACUUACUUCACCUCUCAAAGGAAUGAGUUGCUCUCCUCAGGCACAGGGGCGACCUCCUACUCCAUGUCUUCAACCUCUGCCUCUCUCGGACAUUUGGCUAGACAUUCAAAAGCUGAAAGUGGCAGUGGUUCUUUGGACUUGUCGGAUUACAAGAGACCCACUGCUGAUGACCCCUCUAAAUUGUAUUCAUCAUCCGCUUCUUCAUCCAGCUAUGCAGCUAGUGGGGACUUUAGGUUUAAUACCUCCAGUGGAAGAGAACGUGAUGUGUCCAUUCCAGGUUUAGGAGACUAUGACUACCCAGUGCAAGACAAACCUGCAGCCCCUACAGAGUCCAGUCGUCCCAAAUACACCUCAGAAUCAGCUGCCAACAUCCUUCUGCAUUUUGGACUUGAAAAAGAGGACUUGGAACAUCUGAUUGCCUACCCUGAAGACCAGAUGACACCUGCUAACCUGCCAUUUAUUUUGCGCCAACUCCGCAUUCAGAAGGCCAAGAGAACUUCAACUGCAGGUCAGUCAAAACCAUACCCUGAACCCCCACCCACCCGAAGCAUAAGUGGAAUGGACAGUUUUAGUAGUUCUGGAGGGGCAGGAAUACACCAGGAGGAGACAUCAUCUUCUAUUCUCCAGCCAAGUAAAGUGAUUGACUAUGGACAUAGAGGCAAAUAUGCUGGAGGAGUUGGAGAUGAGAUUGGAAGGACCGGUGGCAGUAGACCUAAUAGUGGUGGGAUGAAGGACACUUUUCAAAGUGGCAGCCACAGUUGGGACCCACUGCAAAAAAAUACAGUAGCAGGAAGAAGCAGUACCUUGGGUUCUUCCCAUGAUCAGGCGAGUUCUCUUACCAGUCUGGGCUCUUCAUAUAGUUCAAUACUAAGCUCUGUGGCCCCCUCAAGCAAUGACCCAAGCAAACGAUUGCAGACCCAACAAAACCAGACUCCUCAAAAAAUCCUCAGCUCUUUCUCUCUCCCAAAGAAAGAUACUGACAUCAGAAUUUUCAAGACUGAAGCCUCCAGACCUAUUCCUUUGAAAGAACCAGAGGUCAACCAACACCCUAAGCCAAAAACUCAAACAUCCUGCACUCUGCUCCGCGGUGUGCAUCCCAGCCGACCUGGCCUUGUAGUCAUUGGCAGUAAUGACAGCAGCGGUACUAAGGAUCAGUGUAAAACUCAAGUACAAGCUUCAGUGGUUGCUGAACAGAUAAAAAAGCAGCAGGAGUUACAGUCAAUGCAGCAGCGACAGCAGGCACAGACUCAGCAGCAACAGCAGACACUGAAGCAGCAGGCACAGAAACAACAGGCGCAGACACAGCAGCAACAGACAGCGCUGAAACCAGCAAUAUCACAUUCACAGAUGGGGCAGACAGUGCGGCCAACAGUUCUGUCCGCAGCAAAACCAGUUCCAACAGUUCCCCUUGCUUCUCAUAUCCCCAGCAUCACUGAUGUCGUGAGGCGUCCAUUGUUUAACCCCACCCCCCACCAUCGAACUGUUAUGGUUCCUCCUGGACCACCGCAGCCAAUGCCAAUGAACUUUAUUCAUACAACGCUGCCACCCACCAACUCACAGCCUCCAGCAAAGGUGACAGUUUCCAAAGCUUUGCCAACGCCAGCCAUGAUGCAUGACUACGCAGCAGCCUCGCCCAGAAUCUUUCCACAUACCUGUGUUCUCUGUAACAAAGAAUGUACUCAUAUGAAGGAUUGGAUCUGUCACCAGAACACCAGCCUUCACCUUGAGAGCUGCAAACUCCUCCGCAGACAAUACCCACAGUGGGAUGGUGAGGUAGCUGUCGGGCCAAGAGUUGCAAGCAAAGACAUCAAGCCCUCCCCCUCAACCUCUGCACAUACUACCCAGUAUCGUCGCCAGAAAACCAGGCAUGACAGCCGCUCCCGCUCCCCGAGUCCACGGCGUCGCCAUGGCUCAGAUGGUAGAAGGGAGAAACACAGGAGCCGAUCACGAUCACCGCGCAGCUCCAGAUACGCUCACAGGUCCUGGUCUGAUUCACACAAUCGUUCUCGCUCCAGUUCCCCUGCCUCUUCAUCCCACCGCUAUCGCUCACGUUCAAGAAGCCACGAGAGACGAUCAUCACCACGAAAAGGCUACGAAAGACGAUCGCCACGGAGGAGUGAUGAGAGACGAUCAUCACCAAGGAGAAGCCGUGAGAGACGAUUGUCACCAACAAGAAUCCACAACAGGCGAUCAUCACCAAUGAGGAGCCCGGAGAGACGAUCACCACCACUAAGGAGUGACGACAGGCGAUCAUCACCAAGGAGGAGCCCAGAAAGACGGUCGUCACCACAGAGAAGUCAUGAAAAACGAUUGUCCCCAACAACGACACAUGAGAGAAGAACAUCUAACAUCACCCCUGACAGGUCAUACACCCAACGAAAGAAGUCAAGCGCAGCAGACAGACUGGCUAAGAAACUGCUGGAAACAUCAGGUGUCCAGUCCCUGUCAAACCAGUCUGAUCUUGAGGCUGUGGUUAAAAGUCUGGCUCCUGCCUUAAUGGCUGAGCUGAAAAAGAUGAAUUCCUCCCCCUCUACUUCCCAAGGAGGAAAACGCUCCUCACCUCCACCCUCUACAAGCGGAAAGAAAUCAUCCUCUGCUGCCUCUUCUUCAUCCUCCUGUUCUAUAGCAAAGAAGGAGGUGACUAUAGCGAAGGUCAGCCCGCUGAAGAGUGAGAGUAGUUCAUCUGCAAAGGCUAAGGCUGGUAAAUCCUAUCCUCCAUCUAUGGUGAUACUAGAGAAUGUUCAUAGUUCCAUCUCUCACGAUGAGGUAGUCACUCAUAUGGAGCACUUUGGAAAAACCAAAUCGGUUUUACUGUAUCGUAAAGUGCAGGAGGCAUGUGUGUGUUUUGAGAAAGAGGAAGAUGCUAUGAAAUUGAAGAGCACAAAGAACCUCACCAUAAAAGGAAUUCAAGUCUAUGUUUUCAAACAGAAGGCGCACAUGAAUCCUCUUCAGAGAAAACUUACCACAUCCAGUGUCUCCACACCUCAAACCACUAAAUCCACCACUAGCACCACCAGAAAAGCACUCCUUCCUACAUCUAAGAGGCCUCCACUUACAGUGCCUAAUAAGAAGAUUGCUGCCAAAAGUCAAGCAACUGUCACUAAAGCAAAAGUCUUGGUUUCCAAGGCAAAAAAUGUCUCAACAAGGCAGAUUGCCAAAAAAGUAAAAACAGGCAAGGUAGCUGCAAAGGGAGCUGUGACAAAAGUUUUGGUAAAACAAAAGCCUGUGGUUCCAAAAAAUCCAUCUGAUGGUGCAUCUGAAAAAUCUGAAAUCACUGUUAAAGAAACAAUGGUGGUGCCAAAAGAAACAGCCGAGGUUGAUAAAUCAGCAAAUACAUCUGUUGCUAAAUCAUGUAAAGGCACCAAAAUGGUCACUGAAGAACAGGUCUCUGCUUCCAAGGUGGAAACAACCUCAUCUAUGCAGAAACCCAAAACUCCACCAGGCAAAUUGACUGCUGCAGGAGCCAUGACAAAAGAAAAGGAAGAAGGAAUGGCUACAAAGCCCCAAAGUAUACCAUCCAAAUCUACAGCUUCAGAAAAUCACCAUGAAGUACAGACUUCUAAGCUGGAAGAUUCUGAUACCAGGAUUCAACUAUCUGUGAAACCUGCAGCAGAUAUUAUUCAAACCGCAAAUAUGACAGUUUCUGAACCUAAGCACCAAGCAGAACUUGCCAAGGCUGAUGUUGAAGCAAAAGAGGUUAAAGACACUGAACCUAUGGAGCGUGGGCAAACAGGAGUGAAGGUGGCCGAGCCCAUGGAAGAUGAGGGCAAUAGUGAAAAACCAAUGGCUACAGAGGCUGUACCUGAAAUUCCAGCAGCCAGAUCCAAUGAGAGUCAACCACUAACCAGUACAGUUGAGACUCAGCCAGAUGUUUCUCUACCAAUACCUCCUCUAGAUAAUACUCCUAAAUCAUGUGGAGACACCAAUACUCAGACCCCACAAACCACCAUCAAAACUUCAGAAACAUCUGUCACAGCGUCUUUAACGUUCCAGCAGAACACCUUGCCAGAACCAGAGUCCACUGGAAAAGAGCUUGAGACAAAAACGGACACUUCACACGUGGAUAGGCAGGUGGCAGGAAGCCCACUUCAAGCUGCUGCGGAGACAAUGUUAACAGAUGGAGCCGUGGACACAAAAACAAUGCAAAAAGAUCUUGUGACAGCAGUGAAGACAGAAAUGAAUGCCACAUCAGCCAAAGAUGCCUCUAGUACCUUGAUUGAGGUGGCCACAUCUGUCACAACUGCAUCAACAGCUGCAGCGGCGAAAGAGCAACCAACUUAUACAACUACAGUCACACAUCUGACUGUUGGGGAUAUGGCUGAAAAGCACCUGCUUAAAAACAGAAUAAAUUGCCUCAGUAGAAAAACCUGCUUCUCACCACGUUUUUUCUCACUUUCAAAGAAGCAGUUGCUCAUAACCAACCUGCCUAAAUAUCACGAUGGCUCCUACACUGAGGCGGACCUCACCCAGGCGCUCUUGCCUUUCGGAUUUCGUUAUGAUGAAUCCACCAUCCAUGUCUUUCCUCAGGCGUGCAUGGCUUUUGUCACGAUGGCGUCACCAAAAAAUGCACUGGAUGUGAUUAAAACCACCAAAUGGAAGUCUUUAGUUUUCAUGAAAGCUUCAAUUGAUGUGAAUGUCUUGGCCAAUUGCAUCCCAGGGACAAGGCUUGGGUUUUAUAAAUCAGUUAUGAAGAUGAUGAAUUCCCCUUCUGUUGAUAACGGAGAGAGAACUAUCUUCAUCCUCAACAUUUCACCAUCUGAGGCCCGGAACCUCAGAGAAGCUUUGAAAAAAAUUGAUUUUGUCAAAAAUUACCUGCUUCUUCUCAACAAGGUGUAUGUAGAAUUUGAGUCAAAUGAAGAUGCAGAUCGGUUAGGAAUUUGGUUCAGCCUCCUGAAAGAACCUCCUGGCUAUGAAAUCUACAGGCUGAAAGCACCACACAAUGGCUGUACAUCAGUCCGGCCAAGACUUCCUGAGAAAGCUCUGCCGGACAGCAACGAAAUUGUUGCCAGGGCAACUAUUCCAACAACAACGGGUGACGUUCCCCAGGGUAGCGUUUCACCAUUUUGGGUCACUUGGAAAACGAGUCCCUUCCUGUUCCCUACCAUGUCUCCUUGGUUCACCAUCCCCGAUUACCAGACAGUCAAAGUAAUGGAUGACUUUGAGAAGGCCAACCGUCUGGGUUACAUAUUCCCAACAAUCAUGUUGACUGGAUUGCCAGAAGACUACUACAAACAUGAGGACGUCGCCAAGCUGGUCUGGCCAUAUUUUACAAAGCGGAACCUUCACUCCCUUUACUACAACAUCAUAGUCCUCCCGCUACAGAGGAGGGCCUUUGUGUAUUUCGAGCAUUUGAAGGCGUGCAAUGAUUUUGUCCGAGACCAGAUAAAAAAUCCGGUUUCUGUCGGUGGCUACAGAGUCUUCGCUCACUUCCUCCAGGAAGACAUGUAUCCUGCAUCCACAGAGGAGGACAUGUACCACACCAUGAUGAAACUGAACAACAUUUGUGGUCCAGACCCAGAGUCUCUGGCGGAGCGGUUGCUGUGUGUGGAGACCUCUCGGACGACUCAUGACGUCAUUAUAGCAGUUAUGGAAGUGGUGGCAUCGUGUGCUCCUAUUGUCAGCUUCCUGCCGCUGGCCAACAGGAUAUGCAUUGAGAUGGUGGACUCCCGUGGUUUAACGCAGGUGUUGGAGAAACUAGUCAUUUUCUCACAGACCUGCUCGAUUAAUCCAAUUUGGAGUAAAAUUCAGCAUUUUGAAUCUGUGAAGAGCCUAAAACAGCGUCUACAAGAUUCCAGUGAGAACACAAUAAACCUCAAAGUGGACCCACCCAUUGUGAAAUGUCAAACCCAACCUCCUUCCAAACUUAUGAAUGAUGGAUCUCAACUUUCUCUGACUAUGAGUAUCCCUGCGUCUGCUAAACUAGUAGACCCUGCUGGAUCCACCGUUUCCUCAUUGGUCUCAGAAGAACCAAGCACUACAACUGUAAGUGACAUUGCAAUGAAGGAGGAGGAUAAGGAACCAGCAACUGAGAUUGCAGUGGACUCCUCUGUUGGUCCUAAGUUAAAUGAAGAAGUAGAGAAAACAGAAAUAAAGGAGAAGGUGGGGUCACCAAUGACGACAGUGUCUACCGAUGAUGUGAACCCUACCUCUGCAAUUGACAGUGGAAAGCCAGACACCACUGAUUUCAGCCCUGCCCCCUCAACCAAAGAGGUCAUGCCUUCAGAAGACGUUGCAGAACUUCCUCAUAUUGACGCACAAACUUUCAAGGUCCUGACAGCAGCAGUUCAGCAGCACAGACUCACACUGGAGAGCAGGUGGCAGAGCAAGGAGAAGGAGCAGAGUCCAAGCAGAAGCAACACAAGCUCAAAGGAUGAAGACGCAUCUGAAGAAAAGGGUCAAGAUGAUUUUACAGAUGAUCCAAUUUCUUCAGAUGCUAACCUGUUUGAUGAGCUACAUUUCAACAUGGAUGACUUUGUCACUGUUGAUGAAGUUGGUGAUGACCUGAGAGAAACAAGCCCUGACCCACAAAUCUCAGCCAAAUCCGCCUCCACAUCCAAACAGUCCUCUAGAGCAAAAAGUGAAAGACAACACUCUGAUGUGUCAUCUACUGCCAAACGGACUUCAGCAAGGUCCUCAAAAGACUCUAACAGCUCAGCCUAUUCCUCAUCCUCUUCAUACUACUCAUCCAGGUCAACUAGAGGCUCUUCAAAAAGCAGCCCGUCCUCAAGCUCUUCCUUUGCGUCACCAAAAAAGUCGAAGGGCUCAUCUGAGCCCACCAAAUCCCCUGCUAAACCCUCAUCUUCUGCUAGUGUCACUACGGCCUCUACCUCUUCUUCUUCACUGUCUGCUGAAACCCUCUCCUCCCCUGUUCAGAAAAUACAACAGAGAAAGGCAAAAUCGCCAGCGGCAGCAUCAAGCACUACAUCCCCGAGCACCACGACCCGGACAUCCUCGGCUGCACAUGAAAGGGAAAAGAUAACAGCAGCAGUGACUGUCGAGUUAUCAAAAGAGAAUUGUCUGGAACCACUUAGAGGAGAAAUCAAAGCUGCAGACAGUGCAGUGGCAAAUUAUGACCACAAAGUGUCAGCAGAGGGAACUCUUGCAAAAUCUGAUGAGUCAGAGAUAAAAAUAGAAACAUCAUCAGUGAUGCAUCCACCACCACAGGGACAAGGGUUAGACUUGACAAGCCAAGCCCAGAAAGGCUCACCUUUCAUCAGGAAGGAUCCUCAAAGUCUGGAGAUUGAUGAUGACACACUGAAAGACCUGAAGACAAUUGAAGAGGGAGAGAAGGAAGGUUGUGUUGAAAAACAUACAGAAGAAGAGGAGGAGGAUGAAAAGUACCAAAUCCUCGAUUCACUUGAUGACCAAGCAGAUGAACAAAUGGAUGAUGGGGACCAAGAUGGAAGCUGUAAAACUCAGCUAGAGAAAACUCAGGAAAGCUAUCAGGUCUUAGACAGUGUCAACGAUGAAGAGAAAGCCUGCCCAGGGGAGUACAGUGAAUUGGAAAUGGACGAUUCUUUCCAAGUGCUAGACAGUGUUACUGAAGACCAAGCAGCUACAGGUCAAGAGGACAGUCACCUGGUUGAAGAUGACGAUUCCACAGUAAAACAGCUAUCUGAGGAAGAUGUGAUUCCAGUAGUCGACAAAUCAGAUGUUACAUCUGCAGUUGAAAAUGAGGCAAAUAACGAAGGAAAUGUCCAAGUGUUGGAUACAGGGAACAAACCUCUAAAAGGCAGCGAAGAUGGACUGAAGAGAAAAGAGGAAGAGGUCAAAAGCAAAAUGCAUUCAGCAGAAUUCUCCAAAGUUUCCAAAGAGGAUGAAAGCCCUGAUGGCCAAAUCAUAAAUAAAGACCAUGACAACGAAGACACUUUCAAAGACCGUGACAGUGAUGUUACUGAACAUGAAACCUUUGAGAUAUUGGAUUCAAUUGAUGAUCAAAUGGCAACAGACGAUGACAGCCAAAAACUUAGCCCACACAUGGCCGAUAUGCCUGAAAUGUGUAUAGACCAGAUAUCUAAAGAAGACAUAGAAGAAGAGGAAGAUGCUUAUCAGGUGAUUGAUUCUGUGGAAGAUGAACCAACGACUAUUGAGACGGAGUCAGAGAUUGGCUACAAGGACAGAAGAACCAGAAGAGUGGAGACAACUCCUCGAAAAGAUGAGAAACCAACAAGGAGUGGCCUCACAUCCAGAUCAUCCAAAAAUGAAGAGAGGGACAAGUCACCAAAGAAACAUGAUAAGCCGGUUAGAAAGUAUGAAACGAGAACCAGGAAGGACACCACUGCAGGAGUUUCUAAAAACAACAAAGACCUCAGAGAAACCCCUGAGGAGAUAGUGUAUGAGAUUAUAGAUUCAGUUGAAGAUGAACCAAUUCAAGAUGUCACCAGCGCUCCUCCUUCUGGUAGAAGAAGGAGUGCAAGAGGAAAGAAAGACGAUAAACUAACACAGAAUCUUACCGAAGUGUCUGGAAAACCAGACAAGGAUGAGGUAACAUAUGAAAUUUUAGAUUCUGUGGAGGAUGACACUGCCAAAGAUGAACCGACCAUCACAACAAGAUCUACCAGAGGAAAAAGGGAAAGAACAACUAAGACAGAAGCUUUUAAAGAGGACACGCCAACAAGAAGGAGGCACACUCCUGCCAGAGAUUCACAGGAAAGAACACCAAUGAAGGAAGAGAGAAUGCCUCUAAAAGAGAGUACAACAACAAAGAAGAGUGACACUGUCAUGAAAGAGGUAAGUGAGAAAGAGACUACCUAUGAAAUUGUAGACUCUGUAGAGGAUGAGGUUGUUAAGGAUGAUCCACCCGCUACAAGAAGAAAAGGAAAAAGGGGAAGACCAAAGAAAGAGGUUAAAAGGGCAUCAUCAAAGAAGGCUGACAAAGAUUCAUCUGAAAAAGCGUCAGAAGAAGAGGCCACAUACGAGAUUCUCGAUUCUGUUGAGGACGCGGUGGCUGACGAUCAGCUCCCCACAGACAAGUCUGAGAAUGCCAUAAAGGAGACAAUUGCAAACAACAGCAGCAAAUCGCCAAGAAAUGAGGACGAGGAGGAAGAACCUAUGUAUCAGAUAGUAGAUUCUUUAGAAGAUGAUCAAGUUCAAGAGGAGCUGACGACUAUAGAGGAGCCUGAUAAAGGGAGCAAGGAAAAAAGUGAGGUAGAAGAUGAAACUUGCCCAAACGAGGAAGGGAAAACUGCAAAAGAUGACAUAUCAACACAUUCUACUGCUGCAGCAGAGGAGUCCGAAAAGGUGGUUGUCAAGGAAGCAACUCCAUAUCAGAUAGUUGAUGAUUUGGGGAAGGUAAAUGAUAAUCCAUCUGCUGCAGAACAGAAGAUGAAGCAGGAAAGUAAACCUAAAAAAAACAAAUCUCCAACAAAGACCCACAGAAAUGGGGAAAAGUUGACUCAUCAGAAAUCACCCAAGAAAUGUGACGCAACAGCUUCCGCCAGUGCUUUACUGAACCUGGACGAAGUAAGCGAGGAAGAGGAGGAUUACCCCGAUGACACAGCCGAGGAGGAAGACGUGAGGAAAAGGCAAGCAAAAGAGAAGCAGCUCGAUGAAGUAAGCGAGGAAGAGGAGGAUUAUCCGGAUGACUCGGCUGAAGAGGAAGAAGUGAGGAGAAGGCAAGCGGCCGCAAAAGAGAAGCAGCUCGCUAAGCAGCACGAAGGAAGGACGACCAGGGAGCGAAGGAGCCGGAGCAACAGCAGAGAAGCACGAGGAGGCACGAGGAGAACGAAGGAGAGGGGGAAGGAAAAGGAGGAGACGGUGAAGGUAGACGCCAAAGAGCUGGUAACUCUUGAUGAGGUGGGAGUAGAUGAGGCUGUAGAGGAAAGUGUACCGGAGAGCCAAGAGGGCGAUGGAGAGAUCACAGAGGCGGAGCUGCAGGCGUUGGUCACUCUGGAUGAGAUUGUAGAGGAAGAGGAGGAGGGAAAGGCAGAGCAAAAGACAGCGGAGUCCCGUUCAGCCAACCAGGAAGACGAAUCAGUAGACUCCUUAAACCCAGAGACUUUGGUGACUUUAGAUGAAGCAGGCGAUGAGGAGGACAAGAAGGCGGACGAAGAGAGAGCUGUGGAAGCCUCAAGAUCUGCGAAACGCAAGCACGAUGACGACACAGAGGAAAAUGUGAACUUUGUAACAGUGGACGAGGUGGGAGGGAUUGAAGAGGAGGAGGAAAAGGAAGCGGUAACAACCAGGACAGGAAGCAGAACCAAGAAGAGAACCAGACAAGCUCCUGUGAGAAAAUCUACUAGAGGGAAAAAAGUGAGCGAGAAAGAGGAAGAAAAAGAAGAAGGAAAGGAACCGACUGGCACUGAUGCUCCACCUACUGCUUCACUUGACGCCUCCUCAACAUCAGACAAACCGCCUUCGACUGACAGCCAGGUGGAGAUUCAGAAGACAGAUGUGGAAAAAGAGAUCAAAGCUGCGUCUGCUGGGCCUGAUCUGAAACUGGAGCCUCUUAAGAACCAGAACCUGGAAGGAGUUGUGAGUAAAAGGAAGAGCGAUCUAGACGGACCUGAAGCGAAGCGAUCUCGUUCUCAGUCUCCUUGUGUCCCAGCUGACUUCAAACUGCCACCAUUCAAACCAAACAACCCCCUCGGUCAGGAGUUUGUGGUCCCUAAAUCAGGUUAUUACUGUAACCUCUGCUCUGUUUUCUACCUGAAUGAGACGACAGCGAGGGACGUCCACUGCAGCAGCCAGAAACACUACGACAACCUGCAGAAACAUUAUCAGAAGCUUCAAGUGAAACCAUCAGGAACUUCGACACCAAACUCUCUCAGCUCCAUGUCAGAUUAAUUCCAAACUACCAAUUUUAUUUAAUAAUUUUUUUAAUUAAAAAAGAUGAAGCUGAACAAGUGAAAUGUCUGCAGCUUCAUGAGCCGCUGUGGACUGAUUUAUAUAUCAUUACUGUCUGGAGCCUUUCUUUCAUGUAAAUGUUGUUGAUAUAUGUAUAUUUUAGCAUGAAUCGCCCCACCGGGAUUCAAACGCUAGCUUUUUUGUGCCUUGUUCUGCCUUUAAUUGCACAGUUAUAUUGCAUAAUUUAAAAAAAACUGUGAAAAAUAGGUAAAAACUCACUUUUUUAAGGCACUACAUGUUACUCCUUUUUUAAGUUUAGACAACGUUAAGGAGCAGAAUCUAAGCUUGCAAUAGAUUUGUUUCUCUGCUUUUACAGUACAAAACAGAAAGAGGGCGCUGUUCCUCCAGGUCAAAUUGAGAUAUCAGUUUCUGUUCUGACAGCACAAAGCUUAGGAAAACUAUUUGUUUAACCUCUUGUAAAGAUGUAAAGAUAAUCAAGUAAAGAUGUCAAAAGAGGAAGCAGUGUUACUGAUGGGAAAUGUGGUCUGUUGCACACAGAAGAUAAACUAAAUGUGUCAAUGGCAAUGUGAAAAUAGUUUCUGUCAUACACUAAAAAUCAUAGAUAUCAGAAAUGGUAUCUCUAACACUACAAAAAUCAAUUGCGGUACUCCAGUUUCUACACAUGCAAGCAGAUAAUGCUUCUUAUAAUGCUAUGUGAUUAUCAUUUUGAGUUACUUAACAUGUAGUUCAAUGUAAAAACAUAAAAGGUGGCAGACCAAGAAAGCCGUUUUUUAAUUUAGUAUUCCCAUUUCAUUUACUGAAGGCUUUAAGUGUCGUUUCUGUUAGCGAGGGUCCAAUAUGUCGAUUCAUUUCUGUUUUACACUUUGUUUUAUUCUGUUUCUAUAAAAAAUUGAAUUAAAACUUUGAGUGAG